Molecule: messenger RNA, 2393 nt
Organism: Danio rerio (zebrafish)
Lineage: Eukaryota; Metazoa; Chordata; Actinopteri; Cypriniformes; Danionidae
Gene: eva1bb
Product: eva-1 homolog Bb (C. elegans)
Cellular component (GO): membrane
Source: RefSeq, marked provisional
CUUACAGCAGGACAAUCAGGAGGGAAAGGAUGGUUCGUUAGGAAAGGGGCUGAAGCCUGAGGCGGGAAAAUAGAGAAGCAAAAGAAGCACUAAAGUCUUCAAGAGGCCUCCAGAAAGUGCCAACAUGAACCCAGUACGAAAAGACAUGGAGCUGCUGAGUAACAGCAUGGCUACUUACGCCCAUAUAAAAGCGAACAUGGAGAGCUUUGCGCUGUACUUCAUGAUGGGCGUAUGUUCAGGUCUUCUCCUGGCGCUGGUGCUCCUCAUACUGGGAAUCACCUGUCGACCGCAUCCAAAGACAAAAGCACCCUCCACACCUGACAAGAAAAGACUGAAAGACUCCAGCGAGGAUGAUGAUGAGGAAGACGACAACCAAGAGGAGGAACUCGAAGGAGAUGAAGAGGAUCUAGAAGUGCCAGUGGUCACUGCGAGUCCCAUGAGUGAUCAGACUCAACUGAACGGCACUAUCAAGAGCGUGAACGUGUUCGCUUCAGCAGAGGAGCUGGAGAGAGCCAGAAGACUGGAGGAGAGAGAGCGGAUAGUCAGGGAGAUCUGGAGGAAUGGACAGCCGGAUAUACUGAGCACAGGCACACUGGGAAGAGUUCACUAUCACUAGAGUGUUAUCUUCUGGAUGAUUUAUGCACAAGGAGCCACUUUUAAGACAGGAGGUGUUAAACUCAGCUCCUGCAGGGCCGUUUCCUGCAGUUUGAGGGAUAGUUUGUCCAACAACACACCUUCUAGUGGUUCCAAACCUUUAUGAGUUUCUCUCUUGAAUACAAAAGUAGCUUAAAGAAAGCUGUAAACAUUGACAUCCAUAGAAGGAAGGUUUAACAGAAGACAGAAACUGAUAAAGGUUUGAAACAAGUGAAGAGUAAAGGAUGACAAUUUUCAGAUGUAGGUGAACUAUCCCUCUAACAGUAAUGCAUGCGAUCCAGCUGAUCAGUUUUAAAGAGCGCUAAAAGAAAGGAGGGUGUGCUAAAUGCUGAACUCUGAGAACAUAUCAAGCCCCGCUCCUGAAAAGCCAUUGUCCUUUAAAACAAGCAUGUCCAGUUCUGCUCCUGGAGGGCCAGAAUCCUGCAGCUUCAAGUAAUGAGCUCCAAUGGCAUGGGACGAUAACCGUUUUUGAGGUAUACUGUGGUUUGGAAAAGUCAAGGUUUUAAAACCGCCAAAAUGUUCUGUAACACCGUUUCUGAGGUAUGUGCAUUGUCAGUUUUUUUAGGGCCGCAGUAGCUCCAGCAGAAAAGAUCUCCAAAGAUGCCGUUUUAAAUUGUUAAGAAAUCUGUGUUUUUGAAACUAAUGAAGACAAAGAAGUCAAUGAUUUAUUUUCAUCAUUCAGCCUCACUUUUACUGCUCUAAAAUAUUUUCAAAGUUUUAAAAAAAUAAAAUAUAUUGUGUUCAAAAGGGAAAAAAAGUUUUUGUUUUUACCUAGACAUUUAAAACGAACAUAUUUUAGAGCAGUAAUCACAAUAACGUGAUAUUUUUAUCCAAGGGUAUCACACCGUCAGAAUCUUAUACCGGCCCAUGUCUACCAAUGCCUAUAGAAGUUUAUAGUGUCAAACCAUGUUUCUGAUGAGAUGCUGUCCUGGAGAGAUGCAUUUGCUCAACUUCUGCACUGACCAAGAAACUCUACAUUUGUUUGUAAAACUUCCACAUUGACUAACAAACUUUGCAUUUGCUUGCAAAACUUUUGCGCUCUUAAAGAAACGUUAUGGGCCCGUUGAAAAAAAUGCACUCCACAAGAAACUAGGUAUUUGUGCAAACAACCUUUGCUUUUCCUAAAAAAAAACUUUGUUUGUUUGCAAACCUUUUGUGUUUCUGGAGAAAGGUUUUCUAUUUGUACCCAAACGUGUCUUCGGUAACCCCAGGAAACCUGUUUACCUGCAAACCUUUGCAUUCCCUAAAGCAGGGAUGUCCAAACUCGGUCCUGGCAGGCCAGUGUCCUGCAUAGCUUAGCUCCAACUUUCUUCAACACGCAUGGCUGUUUCUCAAAUUCUCAAUGCAGAGAACUCGCGUUCUUGUGGAGACUGGUCUUGCCAAGUUACCUCAGAAAAACAAACUCUGGAGACCACGAGAACGCGUCCUGGGAAAUGAGACGCUGCGUUCUUCCUGACGGUCAUGUGACCUUCAUCCGAUUUUAUUGGAAAAUUGUCUAAACAUUACAGCAUUCAUAAAACGAGUUAAUGUUUUUCCUUUUUCACAAUGUAUACUAAUGCAUAAAUAUACACUCUGAACACAAUACAAAUAAAACUAAGUUUAAUACAAAUUUCAGCAAAUAAACACUCUUAAUGUGUUUAUGCCUUUAUAAAGAUGUUCAUCAUAUUGUUUACUUUCAGAAUCAUUAAGGUAAAUAAGGGAUAUCUCUGAACUUUGAUAAUAAAUCGAUAUAAAAUACA